This is a messenger RNA of Cyprinus carpio (common carp), 3817 nucleotides long. RefSeq names its product nucleolin. The record is from RefSeq and is a predicted model, not a curated record. Lineage: Eukaryota; Metazoa; Chordata; Actinopteri; Cypriniformes; Cyprinidae. The coding region runs from base 1733 to 2749 and encodes 338 amino acids. The transcript is spliced from 10 exons.
AUUUCAGGAAAUUUAUUCUGAUUUAAGAAUAAUCCACUUUAUGUGGCGAUGGGAUAGCAGUGGUAUCUGACUGUGAAAUAAUCGAAGGUUGUAAAAUAACGUGAAAACCCUUGGGGUUAGUAUUAAUACGUAAUCUUUAAAUACAGACUACCACGAUUUUCCUUUGACCACCCUUUCAUUUUGACCCCCUUUCGUAAAGAAUAAUCCUUAAUCUCAUAAUCCGCACUGCUGUCUGUAGAGAGAGCAGACUGUCAGUCAGAGCGAGUUUAACAUGACUUCCUUCACAAAGGGUGAGGAGGAGCGCCAUGACGAUCACCAAAGAAAGGCAUACGAGAAUCUACAGCACAAUCAGCAGAGGAGAAUGCAGCUCCAGAAUGAUCUUCAGUCACAGCAGCGAAAUCAUCGCCUGAGCAGGGCAGCCUGGCUGCAGGGCCGCUGGUUGGAGAUCAGUGAGCAGGAGCGCAGGGCUCAGAUCAAGAACCAAAAGCUGCUGCAGGACUUUCAGAGAGCACAACACACGCUCAGUGACAUGGUGGCCCGCACCGAAGCCAUGAACACUAUACGGGUCAGCUAACACACAAAACUUCCCUGCCUUCCAUACAUGCAUCGUCAGAAAUUUUUUUUACUUUUCGAGGCUUGUCAGUUAUAAGAGCAGAACUGUCAAAUAAAUGACAUUAUAUCUGACAUUAUAAGUCACCCUGAAAUAAAAACAAUUGUUUUUUGGUAAUUAGAAAACAACAACAAUACAAUGAUCUAAUUAGUUCCUGAAGGACAAAAUCAAAGUUCCACCCUACAUUGCUUUUUCUAAGAGUGUGCCUUCUAUUAUUAUGCAUUGAUAAGCAGAUCCAUCAUAUGACAUGCAUUUGUCCUCUAAAACUUAGAGAUUAGGUUUUGCCAUUCCAUGUACAUGUUGUUGCUUAACUAAACUAACCUAGACAUUUUCUCUUUAAAAGUUCAGUAUGAACAGUAUCUGGAAGAGAGCUUCCCACGAUGGCAACAAAGACUCAAAGACAUAAGAGUUUCUGAAAGGUCAAAGCAGGUACAGCAGCACUUAAAGAGCUAUAUUCAGACGAUGGAAAAGGAAGAAGGUAUCAAGUCUGAACACAGGUCUGACUUUAGAGGCCACCUGUCCUCCAAUUUUCCAGACGCAUCUCAGCCUUCACACACCAUGCUAAACACUCAUCGGAAAGUGAAAGACAUCAAGCAAAAUCCUGAAAGAUGCAACCAUGAUCCUUACAUUCCACCCACUUGGUUAACUGGCUCACAGCCUUCAAUUUCCGGACUCCCCCAAAACAAUGCAAGGAUUACAAAAACCUUCAGAACAAUCAAACCUUAAAUAAUCCCUUGCCACCUUACUAUUCUUUACCUGGCGAUUUAGUCCAUCAGUCACAUUCUCCAGUCCAGCAAAAGCCACCAUCAAUGGACCAUCUGUGGGCUGGUAUAAGGCAAGAGUUUAUGCCUACAGCUCACUUCACUCCUCCUGCUGCUUCCCAGCCACGACUUCCUGUGCUGAACCCCAUGACGUGGGGUAUGAUGGAUGUACCAGACCCCAGUGAGGAAAGAAUCCAAUGCAGUGAGCCAGACAAGGAAAAGGUGACAAACAAAACCAAAACACAGGAGGAAAGGGAAAGAGAGUGAUCGGUCUUCUGAGCUCGACUGUAGACCAGUGCGUCUAUCAAUCAACCAUGAAGAAAGUAGUGAAGGUAGCAAUGUGUCCUCUAAAGUUUCUGGGAUGCAAAAACGGAGAAAGAAAAAAACAGAUGGGACAAAAUCAAAUUCUACAGAAAAUAGGAAUGAAUCUCACGGCUCUUCCACUGUGUCACAAGAUGCUUCAGAUAAUAACUUGGGCCAAAAAUCAACCAAAAACAUCAAAAGCAAUUUAAUAAGUGCAACAGCAAAGAAUCCGUUAUCGCAGAAGACUGUUGAUGCAGUGAUGCAAGAUGAAGACGAACAAGAAGAAAGCAAGAGCCAAGAAAUUUCUCAGAGUAGUGUCAGCUCUGGAAAGAAAGAUGGAUCUGAAGGACUUAAUGUUAGAGAGGAAGAAGAUUCUAAUGAAGGAGAUGAUGACAGUCAUGACAUCAUUGUGGCAGAGGAGAAAAUAAGUCACAGAGAAGCUAAAGAUGAAGACGAGGAUGAAGAAAGCACAGAUGGAGAUGAGGAAGCAGAAUUUGAUGAUGAAGCACAGGGAUGCGAUGAAGAAGGGAGUGAGACAGUGGUGGGAAAGAGAGAUGAGACUGAACCCAGUGAUAGAGAAGAUCCAGAAAGGGAAGGCGUUGUUCCAGAUGACAUUCCAGAUAGUGGAGAUGGAGGAGAAACAACGGAGGAAGAGGAAAGAGAAAAUAGUUUUCAAAAUACAAAGGAGGCUAGAAAGACUCAAGAAACUGUAGAAGAUGAGAGAGAAAUUCACAAAAGCCUCGAGGAGUCUGAAGAGGAAGAGGUUUACAAUCAAGAAGUAGAAGAUGAUGAAGAAGAAGAAGAUGAGGAGGUUGUGGUUGAGAAAUCAUACCCCUGGUCAAGAGACCCUUUUGAUGAUCAUACAAAAUGCCCUGAGGAUGAUGAGGAUGAUAUUGAAGGUCUUCUCAACCCUGUCAACUCCCAAACACAGCAGGAGGAUGAUAUGAAGGAGACAGAGCAAUCAAAUGAUCAACCAUCUGAUUCAGAGGAGGAAAAUCUACCACAGAAGAGUCAUCCUGCAGCCACAAAUGAGAUAGUGGAGUCUGAUGAUGAGUUUGACCACUUCUAUGAUUAAACCAGAAACUAGAACAGAAAGAUGGGAAACAGAAAAAGAAUUGAACAGAAAGAGAAAACCAAUAAAGGAUGAAUAAGCUGGACAGAAGCUGCAAUAACUCUAUGCUUUCAGAAAAUAAGCAAGGUGCACACCCUAAACAGCAGCUUCAGACCGGCCAGAGAGCCACAAGGCCGAGCAAUGAAUAGAGGAAUCACAUUACAAAGGGAUGAAAGAGGAAAGAAAGGGAUAAAUAGAUGCUGGGUGUCCCUCAUCUUUUUUUGUUAUUUGCUGGUAGCUUAUCUGACUGUCCUGAAAGAACCGCACCACUGUCACUCUGCAAACACAGGUGGAUCCAGAGAUGAAGAGAGAACAAUAGAGGAGAUGAAUAGUGGAUGACGUUAAACGAGAGAAGCCAAGUUAUAGAUUUUAUUCUAAGCACAUAGCUGGAAUGCUAUCACUUUUCUAAAACAGAAAAGUGUUUCUUUAAUCUAAAUCAGUGUCCUAUAGGGAAUCAAAGUGUUUGCCCUGAGUUCUUUGGAAUUAAUUUAAAUGUAGCAAGAGUUUGAACGCUUUCUCAUUUAGAUAGGGAGCGUGGCCUGAAGCGAGGGGGAUGAGUGUGGGUUCGGGGGAAGCGGGAAGGAGUGCAGGCCUGUCACUGCCUCUGACUGAUGGCUAUUUGAACAGGCAUAUUUACCCGAGCCCUUGUGAAAGGAGACGGAGGGACACUAACGGAGACGUGCAGGCACAGACAGGCAAUAAAAAGCUGGCCACUGUGUAAACAACAUGGCCUAGUCUGUUCGGCCGCUGCCAUGCCAACAGGGCAGCUUCCACUCUCCAGCCAAUCACAUGCCAGCUUUUUGACAAGCGGAACAAAACCCCCAUUGGAUGUUUUAAGCAGCCAUUGAUUAAAUGCUUCUAAAAUAAAAUAUUAUCUUCUGUGUUUGGGUCGUUGAUACUUUUUUGGAUGUGACGUCCUGCAGAGUGACAUGCUGUACUGUUUUAAACAGCAUUUAAUAGUUAUUUUAGAAUUGUUGCGCAUGCAGAUUUUUUAUGACCUCUGAAUUUUGUUCUUUUAAAAAUUGUCACAAC